Molecule: messenger RNA, 399 nt
Organism: Arachis ipaensis
Lineage: Eukaryota; Viridiplantae; Streptophyta; Magnoliopsida; Fabales; Fabaceae
Source: RefSeq, a predicted model, not a curated record
AUGGCUGCUGCCAUGCAGGGCAUGACUGCGGCGUUAGGAAACCAUGCCGGUAAUGGGAAUGGCGGUAGCGGAGAAAACGGACCGAUGACCUUAGCGACCUUCCUGAAGGUAAACCCACCCAUAUUUAGAGGAACGACGAACCCCACGGAGGCAGAUAAUUGGUUUCAGGCUAUGGAAAGAGCCUUGCAUGCGCAACAAGUGUCCGAGGAUCAACAGGUUGAAUUUGCCACUUAUCAGUUGGUGGGGGAAGCACAAUUCUGGUGGCAGGGGACUCGAUGUCUCCUACAACAAGGUGAUGCCGCGAUACCUUGGGAUGCUUUCCGACUUGAAUUCUAUAGGAAAUAUUUUCCUAACUCUGUCAGGACGGCAAAGGAGCUCGAGUUACUACAAUUAAAGUAG